AAAAAUAGGAAGAAUUAUACUUUGGAUUAGGCUUCUAUCAAUCAAUAUUAAAUAUCAAAUAUUGGUAUGGAUAGAGUAUCUCCUAGUCCGUCGAUAUCGAACUGUUCGCAGUAUAAGCUUGAGAGCGAUGCCGGGUCUUCAGCGUUGGCUUCAGCGGUACGAAACAAAGGAGUGGCUCUACAGAUCAUCGACAAGAAGGGAUACGCAAGAGACCCAUUAUCUUGGACAUGCGAAACACCACAGAAAUACUGGGAAGAAUCCGAUAACGCCAAGUUCGCCGUGCAAAACAAAAGAAAAGAGGAGAAACCAAAAACAGACCUCAGAAGUGGCAGUAGAUCAAACUCCAAAAAAAAUAGAGAAUACCGUUCAAGCUAUACAAACAAAAAUAAAGAAGCACUGAACCCACCUUCUGAGAGCUCUUUGGGAUCACACUUGGAAACUGAUCUAGAAGAGAGUGAUUUAUCUGCCUCGGUAGCACAUGAACAGUCAGAAGAAGGGAGCUUGAGCCAAGUGCCCAAGUUAAGUAUAAUUCCUGAAUUCAAAGGCGCAACUGCGUGGCUCAAGACAGGUAUGUUGCUGGAUAAUAGUGCUAACCUAAGUGCUUUUGUUGAAGAUCCUUUUGUUAUGCAAAGUGUUGUUGAGGAGACAAGACUUCCUGAGCCAGAACCCAAAGAAAAAGUUAUGUUGGACGAAAAUGUUCCUGAGAGUGUUGAGGAAAUUGAACACUUGAUGUUAAACAGCUACAAAGAUGACGAAUCAAAAAAAAUUCACGAUAGCUCAUGUUUGAGUUCUGGUCUGAGCUCUGGAGUAGGUGUUGAAGAUGGGCUCAGUUGCUCCUAUCCGUUGAAGCAGCAAUCCCUUCCAAGUAAAAGAGAUUUUUCUAAAAAUUCAAAACUAAGGUUUCCAAGCAAGAGUGGUGGAUAUUGGAUACCUCAUGUAAAACCUUUGUCGGAAUUUCUGGAUUUUCGUUUUGAGGAAAAGGUUUAUACAUUUUCCGAUCAGGAAAUGGAGAUUAUCAAAAAGUUGGAUUACAUCUUGGCAUGCAAAUUUUGCUAUAGAGGCUUCAACAUAGUAAUGAUGGCUUUUAUGUUUUUAGUUGUGUCAGUAUUCAUCAUGGUGACAAUAUUAUAUGCUCUCGAAAAAAUGCCUCCUACAUUUGAAGCUAUACACCUGAUGUUUUUUGACUUGGUUGUGAUGUUUGUAUUAUUUGCAAUCAAUUCAUGUGCAUCAAAAGAGGUAAGAGUUGAAGGUCAAUAUGCUGUUCGGUCAUACCUUCGGAUUUACUGGCAUUUGAUAAGAAGAAAGUUUGAUAGUUCAUUUAACAAAUGCUACAUGUUUUUGGAUGAUUGGUACGGUGAUGAUAAGUAUAAGUUUUUGAAAGCCAAAUUACAAGAGAUCUCACAAAUAGAAAAGGAAAUCAGUCAUGAGGCCGAUAGCGAUCCCGAAUUUGCAUGAAUAAUAGAU
This is a messenger RNA of Pichia membranifaciens NRRL Y-2026, 1464 nucleotides long. RefSeq lists its product as hypothetical. Bases 67 to 1455 code for a protein of 462 amino acids. The transcript has a single exon. The record is from RefSeq and is a predicted model, not a curated record. Lineage: Eukaryota; Fungi; Ascomycota; Pichiomycetes; Pichiales; Pichiaceae.